AUGGCUGAACCCAGAGGGCAUUUGCCUGAGGAGGUGCUAGCGCUCAUCUUCCGCCAUCUGCCCUUGCGAGACCGAGCCGCUGCAGCCAGAGUCUGCCGGACCUGGGCCGCCGCUGCCACCUGCAGCACUGUGUGGCAUGACACAAAAGUCAGUUGCGACUGUGAGUGGGAAGGCAUGCUACCACCUUAUCUGUCCGCCUGCCUGGACCACAUCCACAAUCUGCAUCUGGAAUUUGAGCCAUCAAAGAAGCAGAGCCGCCUGGUGGCCACGAAGCUGCUGAAAGCACUGGCGGGCCGUGCCCAGGGGUUGCGAGGCCUGUGCUUGGAGUGCCUAGGAGAGAAGCCUCUCUUCGACUCGGGCAGCGACAUCUUGGACUCGGUGCACAGGGUUUGCCGGGCUGCACCUGUGCUUCACCAUCUGGACCUUCGGCACUUGCCAUUCACCCUGGACGACACACUGGUGCUGCAGGUGGCACGUGGCUGCCCCGAGCUCCGCAGCCUCUUUUUGGAUAACUACACUCUUGUGGGUAGCGUGGGACCUAAUUCCGUGCUCCAACUGCUGGCAGCCUGUCCGAACCUACGUGUCCUUGGCCUGCACCUCGCCAGCCUGUCGCGCGCCGCCCUUGAAGCGCUGGCUGCACCAGACCGCGCGCCUUUCUCGCUCUUGGCCCUGCGGUGCGCGUGUCCCCAAGAUGCGCGAGCGCCCGCCCUACCCGACGAGGCCUGGGCUGCACUGCACCGCUGCCACCCGGGGAUGGUCGUAGAGCUGGAGUUAGAACCUGCACUGUCUGCCGACACUGUGAGGCACGUCCUUCAGCCUUCGGUGCCCGUGGCUAUCCUGCGCCUUAACCUCUCGGGCGACACCAUAGGUCCAGUGCGCUUCGCAGCCUACCACUACGCUGGAAACUUGCGCGUGAUCGAAGUGCGUGCUGCUGCAUCAGCGGAACUGGACGCAGCCCUGGAGAACCUGGCUGAGUGCUGCACCGACCUACGAGAGGUGCACUGCUUCUGCGUAGUACGGCCCACGGUUCUAAGCGCCUUCCGCGCGCACUGCCCGCGCCUGCGCAGCUAUACACUCAAACUAACGCGCGAGCCGUAUCCCUGGCGACCCACGUUGGUGGCGCGAUGA
Chrysochloris asiatica (Cape golden mole) is the source of this 1128-nucleotide messenger RNA. It is a transcript of the gene FBXL8, whose product is annotated as F-box and leucine-rich repeat protein 8. The coding region runs from base 1 to 1128 and encodes 375 amino acids. Gene Ontology annotation, biological process: SCF-dependent proteasomal ubiquitin-dependent protein catabolic process. Gene Ontology annotation, molecular function: protein binding. The transcript is spliced from 2 exons. Gene Ontology annotation, cellular component: SCF ubiquitin ligase complex. The record is from RefSeq and is a predicted model, not a curated record. Lineage: Eukaryota; Metazoa; Chordata; Mammalia; Afrosoricida; Chrysochloridae.